AUAGCUUAGCUCUCUCUCUCUCUCUAUAUACUUAUAAUAUAUAUCCACUAUUUCAUCUCUAAUUUCGUCGUACUAAAUACUAAUGCAUGUGUGAUAAUUAAGGAUGGUGAUGAUCAUGAUGUUGAGCCGCAGUAGAAGCAUAGCAGAUGACUCUCAUCAUCAAAAGAAUAAUAAUGUUCUUGACAAUAUAUAUGGUGACAACGAUGACAACAAAUCAUUCAGAAUCAAGCACGAUGACGUCAGCUUCUUCUCCCGCCUCCUUUCCCGACAACAGACGACGGCGGCGGCUGCGACUAACACCCACUCUUUCAGAGUUUACUACGCCGACGACGACGUUUCUGUUCCCUUCGUCUGGGAGUCUCAGCCCGGGACUCCCAAGCAUAGAUUCUCCGGCGGCGGCGGCGAAAACGCCCUCCGUCCUCCUCUCACGCCGCCGCCCUCUUUUUUCACCGGAAGGAAUCUGCCGGUGAAGAAUAGGAGUAGUUUGCUCCGAGCUUUGCUCGUGAAGCUCAGGGGUCUCAAGAAGGGAGGCGGACGAGGAGGCCAAUCACCACCACCGGCCGCCGCCGCAUCUCCGUCUUAUUCUUCUUCUUCUUCAUCUUCCACGCGCUCUUGGUUCUCAGCGGCGGCGGCGACGAGUACUACACCGCCUUCGAGCUCCAGGGGCAGGAGGAGGAGGCAGGUAUCGUCUUCCGGCUCCGGCGGUUCUAUUGAAAAUGGGAUUAUUAUUGAAGAAGGGAUUGCCGGCGAGGUUUCGCCGGCGGGGUGUUGGGGUAUAAGCAACCGGAGGGCCCUGAGCAUGCAUUGAUGGAGUACGUACGUAGUUAAGGAAGGACGACGUCGUUAUCUGAUCAUCUCCAUUGUUAUUGUAAGUUACGUACGUACAAUUAAUUUGGUCUCACCCAAGUUAAUAAACUGCAUCACAUUGUAUCUUUAAUUAAUUAAUUACUUUGUAGUGAACUUGAUGAUGAUGAUAAAUCCUUAUUGUAGCAUUGAGAUCAAAUCAUGA
Messenger RNA from Cuscuta campestris, 1009 nucleotides. The record is from the annotation of a GenBank genome assembly. NCBI's taxonomy places the organism in Eukaryota, Viridiplantae, Streptophyta, Magnoliopsida, Solanales, Convolvulaceae.